Messenger RNA from Pseudo-nitzschia multistriata, 3895 nucleotides. Lineage: Eukaryota; Bacillariophyta; Bacillariophyceae; Bacillariales; Bacillariaceae. The record is from the annotation of a GenBank genome assembly.
CAUCGGGAUCUUAUCAUCAUCUCCCAGUAGCAACGUACUUUAAAGGAUCGAUUGUUAUACAUCCCCUCGUUUCCAGCCAGAGUGUUGGCAGUCGCCGGAACGUGGGGUCAAUAAAUUUCAAUUCUCACGAUGGUGGAAGACAGAUUUAUGAAGACGCCACCGCGAUCGCAGCAGAAAUGCCAUGCGUCGAUAACCAGAUCGUCACCAUUUCGAACGCCGGCCAGAACUCCGUCGCGGAAUCUAAGAAGAAGCAGCCAUAGAAAACUUCGGAUGACCCCAUCGCCGACUAUUUCCCGCUACCCUUCCACUCAACGGAUUACGCCGACUGGAUCAUCUUAUUGUGGUACUAGCGGUGGUGACAGGUUCAUACCAUCUCGUCGCUCCAUGUUAAACAUAGACAUAUGUCGCAAGAAACUGUUAUCUGCUGAUGACGAUAAUGUCAAGGGAAAGAAUUCCKUCAACGACACUAAUGAUGUCAGUGGCGAUGGGGGGGAAGAGAAGGCGCAAAMACCAGCCGAAACGCCAGUACAAAAAGAAUACAAACGUCGAAUGCUCAGUUCCUUGUGCAAUGUUCCGUUGGAUAUGUUAGACGAUGAUGCACAGCCUCGUGGGAUUUUGAAUUUCGGGGCACAAAAUUCAAGUACAACAAAAGAAAACAAUCCUAGCAGUUGCGAGAGAUCACCUUGGCAGAMRAAUCGUAUUCGGUUKGAGGAUCCUUACAGCCAUGACAGUUUGCGCGUGCUGCAGCAYUUCGAAUCGAUUGACGACAGAUUUUCUUCGGCUAUAAGAAGUGCAGAUGUCAUYAAUCGAAAAAUUCCGAGCCAACCGUGUCGAAUCUUAGAUGCCCCAGACCUUGUUGACGACUACUACUUGAAUUUGAUAAGUUGGAGUGCAGACAACAUUUUAGCAGUGGCACUUGCGCAUUGCGUUUAUUUGUGGAAUGCAGGAUCUGGCGAAAUCCAUCAUCUCACUACUAUCGAAGGCGACGAUGACUAUGUCACAUCUGUUUCAUGGUGCACUAUACCGGGGCAAUCAAAGUAUUUAGCGAUUGGAACAAAUUCUCACAAAGUACAACUGUGGGACACGCAAGCUUCGAGAUUAGUGAGGAUUCUUCGAGGUCACUCCGGGCGAGUAGCAUCUAUGGCAUGGAAUCAAAAUUGGUUGAGCUCAGGGGGUAGAGACUCGAUGAUUCUCCAGCACGACGUACGAUCUGGUAAUCAUGUCGUGGCUCGAUACAAGGCUCAUGAACAAGAAGUCUGUGGUUUGAAGUGGAAUGGUAUGUUCUUUCUAACAUCUUUCGUUUUCGGCGACUUUUUGGGACCUAUUGAUUUCGCACCAUACACUCACAUUUUUUGAAAAUAUGACAGAGGAUGGYACCAAUUUAGCUAGCGGAGGAAAUGAAAAUUUCCUAUGUAUUUGGGAUGCGUCGAUGUCAUCUCGAAGCAGAAGCAACAUGUUUUCUUCUGAUAUCUCUCCUCGAUGGGUCCUGAAGCAGCACAAGGCUGCAGUCAAAGCUUUAGACUGGUGUCCCUUCAAUCGAGGACUGUUAGCUAGUGGUGGCGGAACAGCAGACCGAAGUAUCAAAUUAUGGAACUCAAAUAGUGGCGCCAUGUUGAAAUCCAUAGAUACAGGGUCACAGGUAUGCUCUAUUCUUUGGAGUAAACACCAGCGCGAGUUGUGUAGCUCACAUGGCUUUUCCGAGAACCAAUUGAUCUUAUGGAAAUACGGUAGCAGGUCGAGUUUGACAAAAGUUAAAGAGUUGACUGGCCAUACUCAUCGUAUACUUAGUCUGGCGUGUAGUCCGGAUGGCAGCACUGUCGUUUCGGCAGCGGCUGACGAGUCUUUGCGAUUCUGGAACAUUUUCGGAUCUGCACCAAGUCGGCGAUCGUCUGUUCUUCCGAUGGGAGACUUAGCAUUUGGGAUGCCAACAAUUCGAUAAGGAACUGAAUAACUUUUUCUUUUUAAAUUGAAAACGAUCUAUCAUCUAAACAUUCAACUUAAUUUAGCCAUGCUAUAUGAAUUUGUGGUUCCAUCUCAAUGGUUUUGAUCGAAUUUACUGGAAAAACGAUAUUGAGAACAUACCCAAUGGGAGUAUUCAAUGCGUAGAARAGAAUCUGGCAGUCAACGUAAUCAUCAACUAAUAUUUCAUAUUAUCCAGGAUCAUUCCUUAUUGCAAAGCUAGAUUGAAAUUCGUCAUUAAAACAGUGUCAGAUAUUUAGGGAUUAGUGAGCAAAUUAUAAUUUUAAGGAAACGGAACCAUGCUCAAGUUAUCAACAGCGAUAUCGACGUUUUUACGGGCAUCUGACACCAAAAUCACAAUCUUGUCAAUCGUAUAGGUGCUGGUCGAAGGCACUUCAACUUGGCCUUCAAAUCUGUUCCAACCAUUGGUAUUCCAUGUUCCAAUGUAAGAAUAGAUAAUUUCCUCGCGAACUGGAGUAUAGCGAUCGCUCUUGUCAUAAAAUCUAACUCUGAAGCGAGGACAUCUUUUGGAUGCAUCUGUUCUUUCAGAAAUGUCACAUUCCGCUCCGUUAUCAGUCCCUGGUUCAAGAAGUCURAUUUGCGCCGAGAUUUUCCAUCUGCUUGAUGGGAUUAGUCGAUUUUCCUUAUCGACGUAUUUCUCACCCGAAUACCACAUACCUCUAUGGUAAUGAUUACGCCCUGUCACUCGGACUGCCACUCCUGUUCCCCCGAAUCCAUUCACAGUUGAAAUUUUAUCUUGGCUAACGCCACUUCCUGUCCAAAAGUUUGCGACGCCCAGUUCAUUAUCACCAUUCACAAUGAGUUCACCCUGUGACGAUGUUAGUGUUUUCCCCAUCAAUGCUUCAGACGCAGUUCCAAUUUCCUUCACUGAUACACUAUCCAGGAUCAUAUUUGAGCCAGUUCUUUGGAAGAAAAUUCGAACGUCGGCUGCUGAUUCAAUUAAGUCUGUUGCCUCAAAUACACCCCACAGGGUGGAGAAGUUAUCUGCUGUAUCUGAAGUAGAAUCUAAAGCCCGCGCGAUUCCACCAACGUAACCAAGAUAAUUAUUGCUUUCAUCAAAUAAGCGUAACGACAUUUCAGGACACCUCGGAUUAUUUGUCUGGGGGUCGCAGCUGGUUGGGUUUCCUCCUCUAUCAAGUAAACGGUACUUAGCCUGCGCAAUGUAACGAUUUCCAGCUACAAUACAGUUGUUUUUGAUAGAGUGUUCUGCGGAUCCAGUAGUCAUCUUCAAUGCAUAUCCAGUUCCUCCGGUUCCAGGGGACACAAUUUGAAGCCCCUCAGCAUCAUAAUCAUUCCACAAUUCAGAUGAUCCAUUAUCGAACCCACCAUUUGAAACCAGUUCAUCGUCUUCGUCGUCACAGCUCGACUCUGAUAGCAGAGUCAUCGAUACGUCGUCAACAAACAUUUCGAGGCUGUUCGAACGCCUUUCGACAUACAAGCGAACAUUAGUUGAAUCUGCCAAACYCUCACUUAUUGUGACAAUACCAUUCACAAGUUGAUAGCCUUCGUUGUUGGUAUGCCUGGAUCUUGUGACACCUAUUUCAAUUUCUCUAUCUCGAAGAAAUCGUUCAUUGUCCCGCCGAUGCAUGCCAUAAUGUAGCAUAAUUCGUGGACAAUGCCAGCUACCCUUUACGGAAGGGUCACAAUAUACAGCUUUUCCAUUGUUAUCAAUAAGUUUUACGUAGGCUUUGACUUCGUAUUGGCGACCAAUGUUGUGUGAGAGACAACGGGUAUCAAGAUGCUGUGUAAGUCCAUCAUCAUGAGACUCCGUCUUUAUGUCACCAAAUGCAUUCGAACCAUCUAUACCCGCAAGAUUGAUGAUUUCAAUUCCCAUGUUUCGCUCGAAAACCCAGGAUAUUGGAUCAGUGUCCGAAGCUUCUGCGUCACCAUUAGCUAUAAGGUUUUUACAGUUAUU